AGAGGGAGAGGGAGAGGGAGGGAGACGUGGGAGGGAGGGAGACGCUGACAUAUCCAGCUCCUGUACCUGUUAGAGCGCUGGAUGGCCGGUGAUCAGAUUAGAGGCGUCAGGGUUCGUUAAUCUGUGAGGGAGCGACACGCCGCCACUCACGCCGCUUCUGCGCCGCGCUCCUCAUCUGCGGCGAAACGGAUCGGAGCGCGUUUGGUUCGGUGCUGACGCGCGUCGGGGAAUUUCCCCCCCCCUCCCCGUUUUUUUUUUUUUUUUUUUUUGUUUGUGGGGAGAAUGGAUACCUGCAGGGUGCGAGCCUGGGUGUUUCUGGUCCUCCUGUGGCAGGACGGCUAUUUCGCGCAGUUUCCGACUCAGCUCAUGAUCAAAGAAUGGGUCGAUCAGAUGCAGAAGGAGCUCGUCGCGCUGGCAGACACGGCCACGGCUGGGAAGAGCCUCACUCAGAUAUUCCUGAGAAACCAACACCUGUACACGGUGGAGCAAAACGAUGCCGAGGAGCUGGUGGCCAGAGCGGCCAGGAACAUCGAACAGCUGCUGCGGAAGAGGUCGGCCGCCUUGGAGAAACUGGCCACGGCUGCAGAGAACUUCCAGAUGGAGCAUCAGUGGCAGGACGAGUUCGAGGAUGAUGAAAUCUACUACUACAAUGCAAAGGACAACCUGGAAGCAAACGAGACAGAGGGACGGAAAUACAGGAUUCGACCGGACUUUAAGGAGGACCCGUCAUUUAAACGCCUGACUGAUUACAAUCACACGGCCGUCCACAUCCCCACUGACAUCUAUGAUGGUUCCACCAUCGUGCUGAACGAGCUCAACUGGACCAAGUCGCUGGAGGACGUGUUCAGGAAGAACAGGGAGGACGACCCGACGCUCCUCUGGCAGGUGUUUGGUAGCGCUACAGGUCUGGCUCGCUACUACCCAGCUUCUCCCUGGAUGGACGCUCGUAAAACCCCGAGUAAAAUUGACCUGUACGACGUUCGCAGGAGGCCGUGGUACAUUCAAGGAGCCGCCUCGCCCAAAGACAUGCUGAUCCUCGUGGACGCGAGUGGGAGCGUGUCUGGCCUGACUCUCAAGCUGAUCAGGACCUCCGUCAGCGAGAUGCUGGAGACGCUGUCUGACGACGACUAUGUCAACGUGGUUUACUUUAACACCAGGGUGAAGAAGACGGCCUGUUUUGACCAUCUGGUUCAAGCCAACGUGAGGAACAAGAAGGUGCUGAAGGACGCUGUGCAGAACAUCACAGCCAAAGGAAUCACGAACUACACCAAAGGCUUCGAGUUUGCCUUUGAACAGCUCUCCGCCACUAACGUGAGCAGGGCAAACUGCAACAAGAUCAUCAUGCUGUUUACGGACGGAGGGGAGGAGAGGGCUCAGGCCAUACUGGAGAAAUACAACGCUGACAAAAAGGUGAGGAUCUUCACCUUCUCAGUAGGACAGCACAACUAUGAUAAAGGACCCAUUCAGUGGAUGGCCUGCUCCAACAAAGGUUACUUCUAUGAGAUUCCUUCCAUCGGCGCUAUUAGAAUAAACACACAGGAGUACCUGGACGUGCUGGGGAGACCCAUGGUCCUGGCAGACAAGCAGGCCAAACAAGUCCAGUGGACCAACGUGUAUCUGGACGCUCUGGAACUGGGUCUGGUCAUCACAGGAACGCUGCCCGUCUUCAACAAAACCAAAACCAAGGACGACAGGAACGGAGAGCACCAGAAUCAGCUGAUUCUUGGCGUAAUGGGGAUCGACGUGUCUCUGCAUGACAUUAAGAAGCUCACGCCGCGCUUCACAAUUGGUCCAAAUGGAUACUACUUUGCCAUUGAUCCCAAUGGAUACGUCCUGCUGCACCCUAAUCUCCAGCCAAAGAACCCGAAAUUCCAGGAGCCUGUAACCCUCGACUUUUUGGAUGCUGAGCUGGAGAAUGACAUCAAAGUGCAGAUCAGGAGAAUGAUGAUUGACGGCGAGACGGGAGAAAGCACCAUUCACACGCUGGUGAAAACCCAGGAUGAGAGGUACAUAGACAGAGGGGUCAGGACCUACACAUUUGCACCAGUCAACGGGACAGAUUACAGCCUGGCUCUUGUUCUGCCUAAAUACAGCGAGCACUUCAUUCAGGCCAACCUGGGGGACGACAUGAAGCAGGCUAUGUCUAUGGAGACCAUCCAGCUGGAGAGGUUCGAUGAGUUCGGUUACACCUACAUCGCUCCGCGGGAAUACUGCAAAGACCUCCGGCUGUCGCCCAACAACACCCAGUUCCUCCUCGACUUCAACCAGUUCAUUGACAGGAACACCCCGGAUGCAUGUAACGUGUCUCUGGUGAGUCGACUGAUCCUGGACGCGGGCCUGACAGCGGAGCUGGUUAAGCUUUGGGAUGAGCAGACUGUCGACGGGACCGUGGCCAGAUUCGUGGCCACAGAUGGAGGAAUCACCAGAGUCCAUCCAAGAAGCGCUGGGGAAGACUGGACUGAGAACCCUGAGACGUAUGAAUCAAGCUUCUAUAAGAGGACCCUGGACAAUGACGUUUAUAUAUUCACAGCUCCGUCCUUCACAGCAGAGGGCAGGGAGCCUGUUUCUGACACAGGCAUCCUAGUGAGCAAAUCGGUGGACCUCACCAUCGAUGAUGUCACACUUAAACCAGCAGUGGUGGGAGUGAAACUAAACGUUUCCUUCUGGAUGAACAGUUUCAUUAACGCUACUCUGAGAGUGAAUUGCAAGGAUGAGAUCUGUGGCUGUCUCCGGAAUGACAAGCACGUCGACUGUGUGAUUCUGGACGAUGGAGGCUUCCUUCUCAUGUCCAAUCAGGAGGAAUACAUCAGUCUGAUUGGUCAGUUCUUUGGCGAAGUGGAUCCAGUGCUGAUGAUCAACCUGGUGAACACCUCCCUGUACUCCUUCAACAAGACCUAUGACUACCAGUCUGUCUGUGACCCAGAGAAGGACAGCAAGGCUGCAGCGGGACCCCGCUCCAUCUACGUGCCUACCAUUGCAGACCUGCUGAGUGUUGGCUGGUGGGCCUCCAGUGCUGCCUGGUCAAUACUUCAACAGCUUUUCCUUAGUCUCAUGUUCCCCAAUCAACUGGAGGCAGCGGACUCAACAGAUGAAGACAUACCAGAUGCCAUGUUUAAGGAGAGCUGCAUCACGGAGCAGACUCAGUACUUCUUCGACAAUGAAGAAAGAUCCUAUUCUGGGGUGCUGGACUGUGGAAACUGUUCGAGGAUGUAUCGUGCUGAGAAGCUGCCCAACACCAACCUGGUUUUCCUGAUCACUGAUGCCAAGGCAACGUGUUUGUCAUGUGACCCCAGACCGUUACGACAGGCCGAACAACCCUCUGUGGGUCCAGAUCCAUGCGAGCUGGCUCAGAACCCCAGGUACCGCAAAGGGCCGGACGUGUGUUUCGAUAACAACGAAAACGAUGAGCCCUUGUGCCCAGUCAGCAGAGCUUCUGCUCUGAGCUCUACACCUCUCUUCUUGUUUCUGCUGAUGAGUUCAGGGAAGAUGAUUCGGACUGUGGGGGAGGGACCUGCCUGAGCCCGUGUCUGUGGCCAAUGCUCGGGCUCCAAAUGCUGCUACUGUGGAUCGUCACAUCCUCACAACACUCAUGACCCCUACACACACCCACACACAAACCCACACACACACACCGAUCAUCUCAUUUCACAAGAGGCCAGAGACGCUCCAGUUAUGCCAUACAGGACGUAUGCAGAAUAUUUUCAACAAGACCUUCUUGUUUUUGGUGUUGUCUAACUACCAGUAUCAGCAUUUCCAUUCUUCAAUGCCAAAGGGUGCUCAUCCAUUUCCUCCUCAUUGUCCUCCAAACCAGAGACACGCUAACUGUGCUCAGCUGCACUCAUUCAUCAUGAUAUACUCUCUGAUGGUGCAAGAGUAAGAGCUAACCAAACCCUUUAAUUCUGCCUCAUUUUUUUCUCUGCUUUAUUCAACAGAGGUUAACGAGUGAUCCCACUAUGCCAACUUAAUAUCAUUCAAAGACUGUAUGUUCACUGACAGCGUUGAUUUGUGUAGUUGUCGAUAUCGUUUGUUGCUUAUUCUAUUUAUUGCGUAUGAAUCAUUAUGCUGUAAUGAUCGUUUCUUUCGGCAACCAGUGCAACUCCGAAGAAAAUCCCUUGCGUUGGAGCGUGUUUGAUAUGUACUGUAUGCUAUCUACCGUAACUACCCAUUUCAUUCUUAGUGCGUCAAGCCGACGAGCAUUCCACGAGCGGCUGGGUGUUGUAUCGUAGCAGCAUGUGCUCAGUACAGAGCUAAAGACAACACCGAUACUGACACCAAAGCUCCGCACACAGAACCCAGGGCCACAGAUCCACACAGACCUACUAGAGAGACUGCGUCAGCGAGUUUAUUUUGAGAGCUUUCCUCAGACGUGGGUGUACGUCGGGGUUUCCAUUCGCUUGGAUAGUGUUGAUACCUCAGACGCCUUGCUGAGUAACGCGGUGAGGUCAGAGGGCACCUACAGUGCGGCGCGUACGUCAAAUUCUGUCCGUGCACGACAAUUUGAGAUACGUCUGCACUCGGUCGGACGGUUGUGAAAAUUGAUGCAUCGAAUUCCCAGUGCCUGCGUAGUAGCUCAGACGGUCGGUGAUUUGAGCGGAGGGAUGCGUCGGAGUGUCCUCACCGUGUACGCCUGCUGCAGCACAGCAGGGGGGGGGGCGGCGAACGUGCUGCAGUUCCCCCAAUGUAGUGGUCUGUCCUGCCGGAGAUUAAAAAUCUGACCCCGACUCGAGCUUGUGUUCCAACCGCCUAGUGUUUAUUAGUCCUGUUUCUGUUCCCCUUCUGGAUCAUCAGACUCAGGAGCCAAGAUGACUUGUGAAUGAGAUCAGCAUAUCGAAAUGACUGUUUUCCCCCUUUUCUUUCCCCCCACCGCCGUUCUCCCCUCCCGAUGCUUGUUUCCUCUUUGUGUUGCUCUGUGAGUGCCGUGAAGCAGACGCUGAAGGCUCAGCGUCCGACCGCCGCAGUGUCACGGGAUGAGCUUGUUCUGUGUUUGAAUGCUGUCUAAGCCCGUGGUGGGCGUCAGGGCCCGCUGGAGAGGAAACCACCACCACUGCAGUGCUACCGCGAUAUUCUGGCAUAGCCUUACUUCGGGACGCUUGAACCCCCACCUCUCUGCACCUUGCCUUCGUGGUGACCUGCCGGUGUUGAGUGUUCAGGAUAUGCCUGUCUAUCAAAGUCGCGUGUUGCCUCGUGUUUCACCCCGGGGGGUCCCGUGUCUAUGUGCAGGCAUGUGCGUGUCCCUCUGAUAUCUGAUUGUGCUUUAAUACUGUACAUGGAUUACUCUUUUGUGGAACUUGACUAGCCUGAAGAAAUUUUGUAUACAUUUGUACACUAAAACUAUUUACUGUAUAAAAAAGGGGAGAGACAAGAAAAAUGUUUAUAACAUUGUGUUGAUUAUUGUGCAAAUAUAAUAUAUUCACAAUAAAAGUGUUGUAUUGUA
This is a messenger RNA of Betta splendens (Siamese fighting fish), 5434 nucleotides long. RefSeq names its product voltage-dependent calcium channel subunit alpha-2/delta-1. Gene Ontology annotation, molecular function: voltage-gated calcium channel activity. Gene Ontology annotation, cellular component: L-type voltage-gated calcium channel complex. Lineage: Eukaryota; Metazoa; Chordata; Actinopteri; Anabantiformes; Osphronemidae. The record is from RefSeq and is a predicted model, not a curated record. Bases 283 to 3519 code for a protein of 1078 amino acids. The transcript is spliced from 39 exons.